This is a messenger RNA of Saccostrea cuccullata (small rock oyster), 832 nucleotides long. Its product is annotated as homeodomain-only protein-like. Gene Ontology annotation, biological process: regulation of transcription by RNA polymerase II; cell differentiation. Gene Ontology annotation, molecular function: DNA-binding transcription factor activity, RNA polymerase II-specific; DNA binding. The transcript has 2 exons. The record is from RefSeq and is a predicted model, not a curated record. The coding region runs from base 546 to 800 and encodes 84 amino acids. Gene Ontology annotation, cellular component: nucleus. NCBI's taxonomy places the organism in Eukaryota, Metazoa, Mollusca, Bivalvia, Ostreida, Ostreidae.
UACGACAGAAGAGCGGAGGCCGUGUAUUCAAGCCGUUCAAUUGAUUGCGAAGGAAAUAUUUACUUAAGGAAAAGUUUUAUAAACACUGGUGACAAAAACUGCCUUGGAUUAACAAAGAGCAAGGAAUUUAGCCAGGGGAACUUGAAAUAGCCUCAGAAAAGGGAAUCUCGCCGCGAGCUUAUCCGCUCUAGUACAGAAAUAGCGGGGACACAUUUCUAAAGCGGAUUACCCAGCAGUUAACGAGGAAAUACGCUAAACAAGAGUACAUUAGCGAAGCGACAUCAGCAGGCAUCUGACGAAAGAUUUAUCUAUUAACUUAUGUACUUUUGUUAUUGACAUGUAGAAAUUACGGAAAUUAACAGAUUAAUUAAAGAUCAAAUCGUGUUAAUUUCAUGGGAUGUGACGGAUUUCAUUGAAAGGCAGUGUAUUCAGUUCCAUAUAAAUGUGACAAAGCAAAUAAUUAAUAGGAUUAAUAAUUUAGCGGGUAAGGACCUAUUGGAAAGAUCUGUGAAUUUAUUUCUUUGAAUGUGGUGGAUCUAAGAAAUAUGUCGGUGAACAACUGCAAUAUUCAAGCGCAACUGACCCCCUCCACCCGGCUGCCGAUAAUUAAGGAGGACCAGGAGAAAGUUCUUCAGGCCAACUUCCGCAGCAAUCGGAACCCCACAGACCUAGACCUUACACUCAUAGCGGCAGAAGCGGGGCUUUCCGAAGAAAACGUCAAGCUGUGGUAUCAGCACCGCCUGGCGUGUUGGCGACAGCAGCAGGGCCUUCCAGCCAAUUCUCGCUCCAUUAUGGAUUGAUGACGUCACACCACGCGGUGACCAAAGUAAAA